This is a messenger RNA of Paramuricea clavata, 6226 nucleotides long. The record is from the annotation of a GenBank genome assembly. NCBI's taxonomy places the organism in Eukaryota, Metazoa, Cnidaria, Anthozoa, Malacalcyonacea, Plexauridae.
AUGAGCGUGCAUUCAAAGAUGUUACUUUUCAAGGCCACCCUUUCUCUGUCUGUUGUAACAUUAGCUGUUGGAUUCUUUGAGUGGAAAAAUUGUGGUAAGUAUAUGCCUGCAAACAAUAAGUUUUACUUUGUUUCGUUUACAUAGCAAUUGGAAUAGGCAGUAUAGAGGAAAAAAUUAGCGAGGCUCGGCAGCGAGGCAUAGCGGUAGAGUUUGUACUUUCAUGGUUGCCCGCCGAACAAUUUGUUGUUUGCGUUCGAUUUUUCACCUUGCAUUGACCAACUUUUAACCCAGUUACAAAAUGACAGAAAUGCCUUUGGUAUUGGCUCUUGCCAACACAGGGAUAUAGCUUUCAUUGAUAUUUCCCUUUUGCAUGUAGUACUGCAUGAAUAACAAGUACUUUGUAUAAAAUUAUGUGGCUAUAAUUUGCUAUUAAAGUGAUAUCUCAAGCACCUUCCUCGAACUCCCAUGGGACAAAACGCCUUGAAAGUCUGACAAACCUUCCGAAUAUAGUCUCUUUGCGGCAAACUAGAAAUAGUUGAGAACGGCAAUAAGUAACUAGAAAGCAUACACAUGCAUGCGAGCUGUGCGAUAUAUAAUAAAGCACAUGCAGCAUUCGUCUUGCAAUCCAAAUUUGUUAUGCAAAAUGUUUUAGGCAUGCACAGCUGCAAAUUAAGGGCCUAUUUUAAGUAAAGGCGGGUGAGGGCGGUUGCCUGCCUUGAUAUUCUAAUUCAUACUAUAGCACAACGAAAGUUUUCACUGAAGCUAAUCUCAUACAAACACUAUAUUUGUGAUAAAUGUUUCGUGCGGGCUGCUGCUAUAUUGACAUUAGAGAGUUUUGCAACCUAGAACGGCAACGACAACGGCAUGCGCAACGGGGAAAAUAUAAUUGCUUAUAUUGUUGUAUUUGAGCCAAAAUAUACGUUACUGCACUUAAUUUGCCUCUUUUUAAAAGUUUUCCUGUUUCUUUCAAACGUACCCUUAAGUAAAAAUAGUCCUCGAUCUCAAAUAAAACACCUCAAAUAAUAUCGAACGAACUAACUGUUGCCGUAGUCAUGCACCGUGAAAAUGUGCAAAUCACGUACUAGUUUCAACAACUACGGCAUUGCACAACGCUUAAGACCAUGUAAUUUACAUUCGCCUUUGUCUUUGAGGAUUAAUGCUAUUGUUGAUGACCAUAUUGCCGUUGCCAUUGCCCUUGUAUUUGCCAAACUCUCUAUUUCAACAGCUGAAACGCAGGUUAUAAUCCAUUAUUCAUACAUUGUUUAUUAUAAGUAAUAGCAUGGCGUUUCGGGAGAUUAGUGAUUAAAUUGCCCCGUAACUCGAGGCAGGUUUGCGGAAUCCCCGAAUCGCCCGCUACAGCGGGCCUGUUGAAACAAAAGAAACCCGGGCAACUAUGCUAAUAGAGAGGUUAAGAUACCCGGUUUCGGUGUACGGGUAAGGGAAGCAUGAUUUUGGUUAGCCAUAUUUUCGUCGUUGUCUGUAGCUUUACUCGUAAUUAAGGUGCGCAUUUUUCGCAUUAUAUCAUUGUCUAUUGCAAGAAAACAGAAAAAGUAUGAUCGAAUUACAGACAUCAGUAAAACAAGAUGACACUACUCGUACCCGUACACCGAAACCGGGGUAUCUUAACCUCUCUAUUAUCUAAAUUAAAGUCUGCAUGCAUUGUUUACUGAAUUCAUAGCAGCUAUGACUAGAGCAACAAGCUUGCACAACUCUAUUGUGUUUAAAAAGAAUAUUCUGUUCUUAAAGCUUUCCUCGCAGAACUUUGACUUCUUGGAUGAUCACUGCAGGGGAGGAGGAAAAGGAACGUUAGCCGUAUCUGUGAGAGACAUUUUUGUCACGAUUCUCCAGUUUUUGAUGUCCAUGUCUUCUGCUCCAAUUUUGGAGGACAAAUAUAGCAGAAAUUAUAGUAAAUCUUCGAAAUGAAUUGUUCGGACGAAAUUUCAAACAAAACCAUCUCCAAAUGUACUUAACAAAACUGAUGGCGUGGUUGUGCUUACAUACGAUCAGCCUUUGGGGCUUCAGUUUAUAUGAUCUGAUAGUCGCAUUGGGCCAGUCGCAUUCAUUUAGUAUAUCAUAUUUUACAAGUAUAGCAGUUCAAAAUGUAAACAAAGCGUUUGUUAAUUACGGAUUUUACAACAUCUUUAAAUUAAGCAAAAUUCCACUGACAGUUUCCCGUAAUAUAAUUAAUGAUUUUUUGCAGACCUGCAAUAGAGUCUUAAAUUUGUCAUGAACUGUGACUGCAGUAACAAACAAGUGCCGCAAACGCCUAUAUUAGAACAUACCUUUUCCUUUUAUCAUUUUUACCAUUUUAUCAACUGAAUUGAAAGAAAAGCUGAAAUUUGUUGUCGCAUAUCGUGGAAUGAUACAAGAAGAAUUUCUGUCGCUUGCUUUAAAAAAUGAACACUGAAAGAUAAUUAUUAAUGUCAUUCUCGGGAGAAAUCUAAUACUAAUUGUGACGCGCAUUUAUUUGAAGGUUUCGAUUUAUUUAGUAGAUAGGGUUAAUCAUCUCUCCAUGCAACGGAACUCAAACGUGCCCGACGUGUGAUUGCAUGGUGAGGGAGGGAAAUUCGUGUACUCGAAGAAAAGCCUUCGAAGCACAGGAGAGAACCAACCGCAACUGUACAAGCGGUAAUUGCAAGAGUUUCCAAGCGCAUCAACUAUAUCAAAGCUGGUUAGUCACCCCGACCAUUAAGUAAAAAUACGACCAUAUACCAUGAGGGGCCUUCAGUAUAUAGCGCUAAGGGACAGCGCGUUAUCUUCCACAAAUGCUUCCCACCGUAGCUGAAGGAUGAGAAAUAGGCGGUGUAAUAAUAUUGAUUGGGGAGGAUACGGGAGGUCCGAGGGCAUAUACCCUCUGUGUUUGAGGAAGAUUUGAUUUGCAGAAAUUGAGGAAGAUUUGAUUUGCAGAAAUCUGUCAGUUCAGGCCACAAUUUGGAAUCAUGCACAUAUUUAAUAUUGGUGAUAAACUUUUGGUUAUCUUUGAAAGGGCUUAGCUACCGACUUUCCCCCAACAAAACCUCCUUGUUAUACCCCUUUCCGCCACGAACAUGCAGAUAUUUAAAACUUCUAAUAAAAACACAUUUCUAAAAAGCUCUUCCUACAAUGUCUAUCAUGCAAAUUUUAUCCGUUUAUCAGUGAAACCAAUCAACGAAUCUGUUCCAAAAACAGUCAAAGUGCAUGGCUGUGAAGACCAGAAAGAAGUUUCCUUAUCCUGCGCUCCUGGUAGAAAGAUUGCAGUCACGAAAGCUUUCUUUGGCCACGGAAAUGGCUACAAAGCUACCUGUGACAGUGAUUGGAUAUCCCAAAACUGCCGAACAAUUGGAGUGAAAGACAAGGUGAAAUUUUUGUGCCAGGGAAAACAGUCGUGUAAAAUCAAUCCAAGAGAAGAUGUCCUUGGAGAUACGUCCUGCUUGUUUGGACUUGAUGCAGAUCUGUUUAUUGAUUAUGUCUGCAAUCCAGGUAAUCGUUAAUUAUUUUUUUCAACUUCUGGCAAUUGAUUGAUUUUCCGGACCAAGUAAUUAACUAAACUCGGACAAUACACGAGCUGAAAAACAAUGUACAGCUUAACCAAUAUUUGCUUUACUGCUUUCCUAUUUUAUGAACCAUUUUUAGCAUUUAUAUUAAUUUUUGAUAAUGCUCUUUCAAUAUACCUGAUUGAACAAUUGAUAUGACCAUGCCUGGAUUAUGUAACAAAUCCUUACGUCUUAAUUGGGCUGAUCUAUGACGAUGUAACUGCACGAAAUAUUUACCUUAAUCAAGAUACUAUAAUAUUCUAAUGAAGCUCAAUUUGCAACAUAGUAUAUAUUAUGAUACUUAUAAGUUUCGUAAACAAAUUAUUGGGUUUUUUUGUAUUGGUGUAAUGUACACAGGUGAAAUGAUGCUUGUGAUGUUACUCCGAGUGAAUAUCCACACCGGGCAAGGUUGAAAAAUAUGCCUGGCUACGGCGGGAAUCGAACCUACGACCUUUGGAAUACUAGCCCAAUGUUCUGCCAACUGAGCUAUGCGGUUAGGUCGGUUCGAGUAUGUGAUGUAGCAAUUAUAAAUUAUUGUUGUUCCAAAUUUAGCGAAGUUCCAAAAUCAAAUGUAUCUUAAUUGAUUCCCAUUUGCUUUCGUUUGGAACUUACAUAUGUACAAGAACCUUCCUAUCCAUAUUAGAAAAUUUGCGCAUUCUGACUGAACGAUAUUUGAUUGAUCAUCCAUUGGUAGGAGGGCAAGCUGUCGUGCUUUACUGGUAUCUCUACAGGGCCGCAGGGCUGUGCGCACUAGUGUCGUCAGGUUUAGAUUAAUGUUACCGGUUAGAUUAGGGUCAGAUUGAGGUUAAAUUUGGGUUUUGGUUCAAUUUCAUUGAGUAUAAAGUGACACGGGUGGUGAAAAAGAGAACUUUGCCAUUCUUGCUCGUGGCCCCUAUUACUGUUCCCUCCAACUCAGCUCCCAGUCAAUAACUGUUGAUUCUUAUAAUUUUCUGAUUUACAGUGUAUAUCAACGACGUAAUAUCCAUCAUGUCAAUGAAAAUAACACCAAGCCCUCUCAUCUUACCUGGAAAAAUUAGUGCAUCUAUAUCCUUGUUGGUCAAAAGACGUCUUUUAUCGACGACUAAACUCAAGCUUGACGUCGAGAAGAAAGUACUUGGGGCGGCAUGGAUAUCUAUUCCUUGUGUUUCUAAUUAUGGAUCUUGGUAAGAAAAUCUUUACUCUGGUUAGCUAGGAAGUUCGAAUUAGUAUAGGAAUAUUAUUGUUACCAUGUUACCAUGCAACCUUGGAAAGCUUGUGUUCGAAACAAUGUACUUGUUCCCUCUAAAGCAAUAAUGUUUCCAAACAAAUAUACAAACAUAAUUAUUUUGUGCCUGGGGUCGGUUAUACAAGGGCUAUAGAUAGUAUUACUGAUCCACCGGAUAGUUAAUUUUACAACCUUCAAAUUUAAUUUUGGUAAAAUUACCUGAACUCAUGCAUGCGCUGUGAUAUGUGAAACUACAGAAUGAUGUGGACCCUACAAGAAGUAAAAGUAUCCUCUAACAAACUUAUAAAAUAAUUGAUACUAAAUUUUAAUCUAAGUUAUGUUGUACCAACCACAGUUAAUGCAUGUACUAACCAACUACCAAUUUAACAAAUCAUAAGAUGACCACUAGCUAUCUGGUUACGGUGUGAGUUUCAAUUGUUGAAACCAUCAACAAACAUGGUUAGGAAACAGUACUAAUGUUCUGUAAACUUUCUACAUUGAGAAUAGGAAAGUGAAUGAAAUCCAAUUCAAAUUAUAACCUUUCGUUUCUAAUUAUUACUAUAGGCGAGGAACAUAAACAUUCGGAAACAUAAAUAUUCGGAUAAAAGCGACUGUAUAGGCCGAAAGUCAUUAAUUUCGAUCACCUUCCUUCUGAUGUGAAAAUGAAAUCCUUUCCCUACCACUACAAAUAUUUAUGCAUCUUAAAAAUGCAUGCGCAAUUGAAUUUUUUCCGGCUGGUCACGAUAAGUGCAGAGAAUAAACUCUCCCUAAUUCGUGGCAGCCUUCGUAGUUGGUGUUUAUUUGGGGGUCGGGCCGGUAGAGACGAAAAUUUAUUUAUCGCCGCAGCCAGCCAACACCCACAAAUAAGUACCUGCUAUACGCAGGCUGGUUUUCUGUAUGCCCAGGAAGUUAGGAAUAUAUGUUGCCUGUUAAAACAACGUAAAUCUUGGGUUGCAUAUCACAAAGACGGAGGAAAACAGGAUUUUCAUUUUUGCUUCUUUAUUUUUGUAGCACGUACGAUAACUUCUGUGAGAUUCUUCGAAGCAUGAUGUUUAGUAAAUGCGACGAGGAGAUGGAAAACAAAGGCAUUCCCUGUGACUGUCCAAUACCUACUGGAUUGUUUAGCGUCCCUUCCCAAACCAUCACCGUUACAAAGGAACAGAUCAACCAAUUGCCAAGUGCACUCAACUGGUUCGUAGAGGUAAGUAGUUAUAAAGAAACGUACUAAACCACCCAUCUGAAAUAAUCCGUGGUUUUUAUUUUUGGUUUGAGUUGUUGUCUAUUUUUACAGUUUAUCGCCAAAUUUUGGAUUUGUACUUGUCGCUCGAAAGUACUUGCAGUGUUGAAAGUUUUCUGGAAAUUUCCAGUGAAAAACUAUAUGCAGUUAAGCAUAUAUGUAAGAACUGGUCGAAAGCGACUGCAAAAAAUACAAUACGAUCUUAUGAAUUACUUAUUCACUUCGAUCCGCUACGGUCCAGAGGUUCACCUGCAGACUGAUACAGAGUACUAA